This is a messenger RNA of Vanderwaltozyma polyspora DSM 70294, 1251 nucleotides long. RefSeq lists its product as uncharacterized. Gene Ontology annotation, biological process: transcription elongation by RNA polymerase II; poly(A)+ mRNA export from nucleus; post-transcriptional tethering of RNA polymerase II gene DNA at nuclear periphery. Gene Ontology annotation, cellular component: transcription export complex 2. NCBI's taxonomy places the organism in Eukaryota, Fungi, Ascomycota, Saccharomycetes, Saccharomycetales, Saccharomycetaceae. Gene Ontology annotation, molecular function: RNA binding; double-stranded DNA binding. The record is from RefSeq and is a predicted model, not a curated record. Bases 1 to 1251 code for a protein of 416 amino acids. The transcript has a single exon.
AUGCAUGAGUUAGUUGAAUUAGAUAGAUAUUUUAAGGAAAAAAGGUACGAUGAAACUUUUUUGGAAUUUUUAAGUGCUGAUAAAGGAGAGUAUUCCAAGACUUAUUUAUUAAAAAGCAAUGAUGAGAAACUUGUGCAAUUGUAUAAUAUCUGUAUCAAGUUAUAUCGAGGGUCUGAGAACCAGUUAGAGCUAUGUGAAGAACAGCUGAAAUUGAUGAAUAGAAUUGCAGAAUCUCAAUCUAAUUGGAUUAUAUAUCCACUUUAUAAAGUUGCGAAACAGUUUAUUGAAAAGUGCAAAGGUGAUAUCAAUAAUUUAGAGAACUGUGGUAGAAUUGUUCAUCGUAGUUUCAAUUUAUGUUUAAAUGAUAGGAAUCCUAUCCAAUAUGAAAAUAGAAAUGCUGGUUCCUACAGUUUUGCAAAUUUAGAAUUCUAUAUUUAUCAUAAGCUGAAUAAUAGGGAUAUGAUGAAGAAUUUGGUUAAAGUAUUACAAUCUCGUUGCAUGGAUAACUUAGAAUCUGUGAGGAAAAUUGAAUUUACUGGUCAUGCUGUUAAUUAUUUUUAUUAUUUAGGGGAGUAUUAUGGAUGCUAUGAGUCCGAUUUCAAGAAAAGUUUUACAUUCCUAUACGAAGCAUUAUUGCAUUGCAGACAUUCAUAUUACCCACAAGUAGAAAAAAUACUGACUCUAUUAAUACCGUUCAGUCUAAUAGCAAAUAAGUGGUACCCAAAUUUCGACUAUUUACAAGGACUAUUAAGAAAUACUAAAGGUACCAAUACUCCAGAAAUAAUAACUAUUUAUAAGCCAUUAGUAGACUCUUUCUUAACUGGAAAUUUAUCAAAGUUCAAUACUUCCUUCUCUGUCAAUGAGAUAUAUUUCUUGAAAAAGGGCGUCUACGUUGCAGUUUACCAAUUGAAGGAAUUAGUACUGUUGAAAUUCAUCAAAAAAUGUUGUCUGGAUAUCAAAUCUAAUAAUAACAGCAUCGUGCCAUUGAAACCCAUCGCUGUGAUAUACUCAAAACAGUUGGAAUCAUUAAGGAUACCUACAACAGGGAAUAAGAAAAAGAAGAAAACCCAAUCGAACACACCAAAACUAACCUAUGAGGAAAAAAUCAACGAUAUAUUAGAUGAAUUGGAGUGUGCUUUAGCAAAUUUGAUUACCAAAGGAUACAUAAAGGGUUAUCUGUCCCACUCUAACCGAUGUAUCGUCUUAAGUAAAAAAGAUGCUUUUCCAAGGUUAGCGAGAUCAGUAGCAUAA